Molecule: messenger RNA, 4680 nt
Organism: Calliphora vicina (urban bluebottle blowfly)
Lineage: Eukaryota; Metazoa; Arthropoda; Insecta; Diptera; Calliphoridae
Product: metabotropic glutamate receptor 2-like
Exons: 17
Coding region: 1-4680 (1559 amino acids)
Biological process (GO): G protein-coupled receptor signaling pathway
Cellular component (GO): plasma membrane
Molecular function (GO): G protein-coupled receptor activity
Source: RefSeq, a predicted model, not a curated record
AUGAAGACCUACCAAGCUACAGAAGUGAAAAAGUUAACUGUUUUAUUAGCCAUCAUAUUUAUAAAGAAAAUCAAUGGUGAAUACAGCCAACAGGAAGAUGAGUUAGAAAAUAGCAGAGGCGGUUUUGUUAAUAACUCCAACAUGCUGCCUGUGAUGGUGGUGGGAGAUAUAGAGGCCACUGCCAUUAGCAUGACCAACACUCCGUCAACACACCCUGCCAUUAACAGGGAAAAUCUAUAUAAAACAACAAACCAUAAGGCAGAUAUUAACGCAGCUGAUGAGGAAGACGAUAACGACAACGAUAAUAAUAUAACACCUCAGGCUUAUAAAUAUUAUAGCAAUCACAAAGAAAAACAUGAAUCUCUCAAACAACUACAUCAUCACAAAAAUCAACAUCAUCAUGGACAGCAGCAGCAAGCGCCUGAAACUAGGCAACAUCGUCAUCAUCAUCAUCAUAAUUCUCAUCACAAACAUCGAUAUCCUGCAACUUAUUACUCUAACAAGUAUCCUUUAGAAAAGCAUAAACAUCAUGUGAAACAUCAUCAGCAUCAUAGGAAAUCACAAAUAAAACAUAAUCCUUCUUUGUCUUCGUAUGAAAACAAACAAUUAUCUAUACCACCGGAAAUACUCGAGCAACCAUCAUCUCUGAGAACUGGAAAUAUUGAUGAUAUUGUAAGCAUACUGCCAGAGGAUUUUAAUUAUCAAAGCGAUGAUAAUUUUGAAAUGCUGUGGCAAAAUGAAAGGGAAAAUGUUAAUGAAAACGACAUCGACAACGAAAAACAAUAUAAAAUUACAACACCAGCAUCAAUGCCUACCAACUAUUAUGAUGCAGCAUCUUUGUCUUUGCCUUUUGUAACAGAUUAUGAGAGUACCACACAAUAUCCUUUUGACAGUGAUGCUCAAACAUUUGCCGAUGACUUCUUUUUUGACAAUGACAACAAAUAUCCCUAUCUAACACACUUGUAUCAUCAAUCUCAUGACCAGCAGCAGCAGCAUCAGCAACAUCACUUACAAUCUCAUGUUCCUGGCGCUCAAACUGGAGAUUAUUUUGCUGCUUCUCCUCGCUCGGGCCGACAUCGUGGCCGUGCCACUUCUCACAUUAUAGCCAGUCAUAAUCUAUUGCACUCGAUGGGUUCGAAAAAGUUUCGUUCUCUACCCGAAACCGAACAGGACUAUCAAAUGCAACGUUUACUUUAUGCCCCUCCCGCUCAAAGACAUUGGCCCGUUAAGCGCGAGGCUGUUGUGGAGGGUGAUGUUAUAUUGGGUGGCCUGAUGAUGGUACAUUCUCGUGAGGAUACCAUUACCUGUGGCCCCAUUAUGCCUCAGGGCGGCAUUCAAGCUCUCGAGGCCAUGUUGUAUACCAUCGAUCGCAUAAAUGAAAUGGGCCUACUGCCCAAUAUUACUUUGGGUGCUCAUAUUUUGGAUGACUGUGAUAAGGAUUCGUAUGGUUUGGAAAUGGCUGUGGAUUUUAUUAAAGGUUCCAUUAGCAAUAUUGAUGACGCAGAAUAUCACUGCAACAAAACAACUGUGCGUAAAGUUAUUUCGGGAGUGGUGGGUGCUGCUUCAUCGGUGACCUCCAUACAGGUGGCGAAUUUAUUGAGAUUGUUUCGCAUACCACAGGUCUCAUUUUUCUCCACCAGUCCGGAGCUAAGCAACAAACAACGUUUUGAAUAUUUUUCACGCACUAUACCCUCGGAUCAUUAUCAAGUUAAAGCCAUGGUGGAGAUAGUCAAACGCAUGGGCUGGAGUUAUGUGUCCAUUAUAUAUGAAGAAAGUAAUUAUGGCAUUAAGGCAUUUGAGGAAUUGGAAGAGCUGUUGGCACGUCAUAGCAUAUGCAUUGCUGUUAAGGAAAAACUUGUUAAGGACUCUGGUGUGGCCGAUGAAAUUGCAUACGAUAGCAUUGUACAAAAGUUACUAACCAAACCACGAGCACGUGGUGCCAUAAUAUUUGGUUCCGAUCAGGAAGUACGUGAAGUAAUGCGUGCCGUGAGACGUAAUAAUGCCACUGGCGCGUUUUCCUGGAUUGGCUCGGAUGGCUGGAGUGCACGUAACUUGGUUUCUGAUGGCAAUGAGCCUGAGGUGGAAGGUACUUUAUCGGUACAACCUCAAGCCAAUCCGGUAAAGGGAUUUGAAGAGUAUUUCCUAAGUUUAACCGUAGAAAAUAAUCAGCGUAAUCCCUGGUUUGUGGAAUUCUGGGAAGAUCACUUUCAGUGUCGUUAUCCGGGCAGCACUAGCACUCCUUACAAUAACUACAAUCGUACUUGCACCACCACUGAACGUUUGUCUCGCGAAGACACCGAUUUUGAGGAUCAACUGCAGUUUGUCAGUGAUGCUGUCAUGGCAUUUGCUUAUGCUUUAAGAGACAUGCAUCGUGAUUUGUGUGGUGGGCAGCCAUCGCUGUGUGAUGCCAUGAAACCAACAAAAGGAGCUGAUUUAUUGAAAUAUUUAAGAAAAGUACAAUUUCAAGGUCUAAGCGGCGAUCAUUUUCGUUUCGAUAGCAAUGGCGAUGGCCCAGCACGUUACAAUAUCAUCCAUUUUAAGCAGUCCAAUGAGGGUCAAUAUCAUUGGAUUAAAGUGGGCGAAUAUUAUGAGGGAGAGUUGAGAUUGAAUAUGUCUGAAGUUCAAUUUAAAUUGUUGCAUCCCAAACCACCUGAGUCCGUGUGCAGUUUGCCUUGUGAACGUGGUCAGGCUAAAAAAUAUGUGGAGGGUGAAAGCUGCUGUUGGCAUUGUUUCAAUUGUUCAACUUAUCAAAUACGCCAUCCAUUAGAUGAGACGCAGUGUAUUAAGUGUGAAUUGGGUACUUUGCCAGAUGCGACAAAACAAUUCUGCCAAACUAUACCUGAAGUGUAUUUACGUCCCGAGUCAGCUUGGGCCAUUGGUGCCAUGUCUUUUAGUGCCACCGGUAUACUGGUGACUUUAUUUAUUGUUGGUGUCUUUGUAAGACACAAUGAUACACCAAUCGUACGUGCAUCCGGCCGAGAACUGAGUUACAUUUUACUGGCUGGUAUUUUAAUGUGUUAUGCGGUUACCUUUGCUCUGGUCUUAAAGCCCACAAAUAUUGUGUGUGCCAUACAAAGAUUUAGCGUUGGCUUCUGCUUUACCGUGGUCUAUGCCGCUCUGCUAACGAAAACCAAUCGCAUAGCACGCAUUUUCAAAGCUGGCAAACAGUCAGCCAAACGACCCUCAUUUAUUAGUCCCAAGUCACAGUUGGUUAUAUGUUCGUUCUUUAUAUCCUUACAGAUAUUAAUUAAUGGUGUUUGGAUGUUAAUAGCUCCGUCACAUGCCAAGCAUUAUCAUCCGACACGCGAAGAUAAUCUGUUGGUGUGUGAUUCUUACAUCGAUGCUUCGUAUGUUAUUGCCUUUUUUUAUCCCAUUGUGCUGAUUGUAGUGUGCACAGUGUAUGCGGUAUUGACACGCAAAAUACCGGAAGCCUUCAAUGAAUCUAAACAUAUCGGAUUUACAAUGUAUACAACAUGUGUCAUUUGGCUGGCAUUUGUGCCAUUGUAUUUUGGUACGGGUAAUCAUGUACCCCUGAGAAUAACAUCAAUGUCGGUGACAAUAAGUCUGUCGGCCAGUGUUACCAUAGCCUGUCUAUUUUCACCCAAGCUGUACAUAAUACUAAUAAGACCGGAGCGUAAUGUAAGGCAAAGUAUGAUGCCACCACGUUAUACCAAUAUGCAUCGUACCGCAAAUACUGGACCAUCGUCCAUGAUGGCAGCAGCAGUGGUGACAGCGGCCACCUGUGCCCAGGAGGAGAAAAUCCAAAAACAUAUCACACCCACCAACACCGAGCACAGUGUACAAAAGAAGAAACUCUGCGAAAUGGCCACGCAAACAAUAACCAUCACCAGCAUAUUUACAAAUUUAGAUAGCAGCACCUACAAUCAAAUACCAUACGCCGAUCAAUAUGUGCCAAAUAAUAAUCACAAUGAGGUCAGUGACAAGGAAAGCCAUCACAAUAGUGUAAAGGUGGGCAUAGGUACUGUCAAUGAAAUGGCUCAAACGGUGGCAAAUAAUAAUAAAAUUAAUCAGCAGCAACAUCACAAUACAAAUCAUGUGAGUGCAACAGCAGCUACUACAACACCUAUAACAUCGAAUAAUAUGAUAAUGUCUGCAACCAUUAAUGGCAUAGUUUGUGCCACCACAACUCCACUAAACAUGAGCAGCUGUAGUAAUCAUAUAUUAGCAACAGCAACAACUACAACAACAAAUGCUGCCACAUGUCAACAUAAUUAUGUUGAUGCAACAACACUGCUGCCACCAUCAACAACUGCUACCAACCCACCAACAACAGCACCAGCAACAACCACUGACUGUACAAUAGCAGCAGCAACAGCACAAUUUGCCACAACUAAAACUAGUUCAUUGAACAAUGAAAAACAUAAAAAAAUCGGCGACUCCAAGUCGACCGAUAAUUUAUUUAAUUCUUCCGUAAGUAGCAGCACCAGUAGCAAUAGCAGCAGUAGUGCUGGCAUAAGUCCAGCAGCUACUAUGGCUACCACUGGUUGCAUUGGUUGUGAUAUUAGCGGUAGCAUAGGCAAUGGCGGUAGUUUAUCAUCGCGCAAUGACUCCACCAAAGGUUCCCAGACUAGUAAUAAUAAUGUAAGUACUUCGGCCCUCAAUUCUUCUUUAAGUCGUGAAAGUAGUACCGGCAAGAAACGUUGUGCUAUACCAGUUUAG